ACAAUACUAAUCCUAAUCGGAAUGGGUUUUUAAUGUAUCCUGAGUCAUGUGUCGCGCAAAAUGUAUUCGGUUUCGAUGCAGCUGAUUUGUUUAAUCCAUUUACUAAAUUUAAGCCUGAUUCGUUUCCCUUUGGAUCGAAUUGGUAUUACUUUUGUGCCUUGCAUUUCGUAACAGCCGUCAUGUUAAAUGUGUUGUCUGAUACCGAUUCUGAGACACAAAAGAAACACAAAAGUUUCAUUGAGUCCCUAGUGUUUGGUAUUUACGUUACCACUCUCGGUGUGUCAGCAAAACUAAUGGCCGUUUCUUACACGAAAGGAAACAAUAUUUAUUACAACAUUCAACACAUGUCUUUAAUGUUCAUCGCCUUAUUUCGUAUGGUUACGACGACUUCCUUUCAUUUGUUGGUUAUGCAACCAAACAUUCAAAAGAUUGAACUUAUGAGGUGGAAAGGAUUGAUAGAUCUGACUUAUACGUCUCUGUGUACCGUGCUCUUCAUAGUAAUAAUUUGUUUUUCGCUUCUGCCAACCGAUUUCUGUCCAAUUUUCGCUGUCACUGUGACUCUCUUCGUUUUGCGUAAGAAAAAUAAUCUGAGGGAAGUUUUCCCUUUACUGAAUACUGACAAUGUUCAAUUGACCUUCGGCUCUAUUAAAUCUCGCGAAGCGUCCUAA
Bradysia coprophila is the source of this 668-nucleotide messenger RNA. RefSeq lists its product as uncharacterized. The record is from RefSeq and is a predicted model, not a curated record. Lineage: Eukaryota; Metazoa; Arthropoda; Insecta; Diptera; Sciaridae.